Messenger RNA from Durio zibethinus, 3479 nucleotides. Its product is annotated as wall-associated receptor kinase-like 1. Gene Ontology annotation, biological process: protein phosphorylation; cell surface receptor signaling pathway. The record is from RefSeq and is a predicted model, not a curated record. Lineage: Eukaryota; Viridiplantae; Streptophyta; Magnoliopsida; Malvales; Malvaceae. Gene Ontology annotation, molecular function: ATP binding; protein serine/threonine kinase activity; polysaccharide binding. Gene Ontology annotation, cellular component: plasma membrane.
GUUAAUAUUACAUACCCAUUUCGAAUUAAAGUCGGAUGUUACAUGAAUGAGUGGUUCAGAGUAAACUGCAAAGAAACCGGUGAUGGUCAAAUGCAGAAAACUGGAGCGCAAAAACCAAGAACUUUCUUGGAGCCUCUGAAUAUACGCCGGCCUUUAUCUAAUUGACUUAAGCUGCCACCAAAAUCUUCAUCAAUUUCCCUCAUAGAAAGAAAUUAACAAUCGAGGGUGGGAGAAAUUAAGAGAAAAUGGGCAUUUACUUCAUCCUGCUACUAUGGCUUAUUCAAGCAGCAACAUCGCAAGAAACAAACGAGUUUGUUUGUAAUGAAACAUGUGGGGAUGUUGUUAUUCCAUCCCCAUUUGGAAUAACAACUGGUUGCUAUAAAAAUUCGUGGUUUAGAGUAACUUGCAACAAAACCGCUAAUGGGCUAAAGCCUUUCAUCAGUCGCAUCAAUCUGGAGCUUCUCGAUUCCUUUUGGUCAGAUGGCGCUGUCGCCGUCAACAAUCCGGUAACUUAUCUCAAUUGCGGCAAUAAAGGAACCAAUGGCACCACUCGUCGUGCUAUUGUCAACCUAGAAGGCAGUCCAUUUUUCUUCUCAAGUAGAUUCAACAUAUUCGGGUCAGUAGGUUGCGGGAAUUUGGCCAUUGUUUCUCGCGAAAUUCAAACUGAUCCCCUCGCUAGCUGCGUACAACAACGAUGUGACCACCUAGCUUCUAAAUUUGGUGGCUGCUAUGCCGUAAUUUCUGAAAAUCUCACUUCCUACACUGCAACCAUGACAGAGAUCAUUAAUCCUGGGAAGCAAGAAUACAGCAAGAGAUGCGCAUCUGCUUUCAUAUUUGACUUAAGCAAGUUAAACUCAUCGGGUCCAGAUCUCCAAUUCCCCGACAGCAUAAGCAUUGAUACGACGCAUGUUCCUGCAACGCUGGAAUGGAACUCCGUCAAUUGCGAUUUGGGAGCGGCACUUUGCCAACAACCAGAACAAGUUGGCCCAGUACCUGUACCUCCCAAGCAUGUCUGUACUGAAAGAUGUGGGAAGGUUAACAUUACAUACCCAUUUGGAAUUAAAGUCGGGUGUUACAUGAAUGAGUGGUUCAGAAUAAGUUGCAAAGAAACCGAUGAUGGGCCAAAGCCUUUCAUACGUAGCAUCAACAUGCAACUACUCAGUGUUUCAUUUUCCCUAGGCAGAGUUAUCGUUAACAAUUCAGUAACUUAUUUCAAUUGCCGCAAUAAAAGUGAAGAUAAUAAUGGGGUCAGUGUCAACUUAACAGGCAGCCCCUUUUUCUUCUCAGAUAUCUUCAACAGAUUCGUGUCUGUAGGUUGCGGUAGUGUGGCUACUAUUCUUCGUAAUCUAACUGAUUAUCCUGUUGCUGGCUGCCUGCAACCUCAUUGUAGCAAUAUUGUGACCUCCAAUGGUAGCUGCCUUGCGAAAAUUCCUCCGGGUCUCAGUUCCUUUGCUGUAAACAUGACAGAGAUUUAUCCGAGUAAUGGCAGCAAGAAAUCAUGUGGAUCUGCUUUCGUGGUGGACGUAAGUUUGUUGGACAACGUUCCCGGGACACCGGAAUUUGGACUCAUUCCUACAACACUGCACUGGGACUGGGGUUCACCAAAAGAUGGACACGUUCCUACAGCACUGCAAUGGGGCAGGCCAAUAGCUGGGCAGUGUGAGCUGAAAGAUGGUUUAGAGACCUUUUGUAGCUCCAGUGGUCAAUAUUGUUGGGCAAGAUUGAGCGUCAGCCAUCUAUGUGUUUGCAGCGCGGAUGUGAAUUCUGACAACGAUUAUCAUGAUAGUGAUGUAUGCCAAGAAAUAGGCAAAUGUGGGCUUCUUAAAUAUAGGUACUGCGAUAUGCUUUGUUUAAAUGCUCCGGACGAUUACUGCUCGUCGCCGUGCCCUUAUUCAUAUCAAUACUCAAGUGCGGACGAUUCGUGCAAUCGCGUAGAUUCAACUCCUAGUUCACCAAAAAAUUUUAAUGGUUUACCAGCGUUCUCGAUGGAGGAACCUACAAAGUCUCGGAAUUUGCCGAUCAUUAUAGGUUGCAGCACUAGUAUUGGGACAGUAUUUGUGCUACUUGGUACAUGGUAUCUGUACAAAGUACUAAAAAGGAGAAAAACCAUCAAGAUGAAGCAAAAAUAUUUUAGAAGGAAUGGAGGUUUACUACUGCAACAACAAUUGUCCAGCAAUGAAGGUAAUGUUGAAAAAAUAAGGUUGUUUACAUCAAAGGAGUUGGAAAAGGCGACAGAUUACUACAGCGAGAAUCGAAUCCUCGGUCAAGGCGGCCAAGGAACUGUUUAUAAGGGAAAUGUAACGGAUGGAAGCAUUGUGGCAAUCAAGAAGUCUAAAAUGGUGGAAGAGAAGAAAGUUGAUGAAAAGCAGCUUGAACAGUUCAUCAAUGAGGUGAUACUUUUAUCACAGAUUAACCAUAGAAAUGUGGUUAAGCUUUUAGGAUGUUGCCUGGAGACAAAGGUUCCUUUACUAGUGUAUGAGUUCAUCCCCAAUGGAACACUCUCUCAACUCAUACAUGACCAAAAUGAAGAAUUCCCAUUGACAUGGGAAAUGCGUUUACGAAUUGCAAUUGAAAUCGCCGAUGCUUUAUCCUAUUUGCAUUCAGCUGCUUCUGUCCCUAUUUAUCAUCGAGACAUCAAAUCUGGCAACAUACUGUUGGAUGGUAAAUACAGAGCAAAAGUGUCAGAUUUUGGAAUUUCAAGAUCAAUUGCACUCGAGCAAACUCAUCUAACCACUCAAGUGCAAGGAACAUUCGGAUACUUGGAUCCAGAGUAUUUUCGGUCGAAUCAAUUUACAGAGAAGAGUGAUGUUUAUAGUUUUGGGGUUGUUCUUGUUGAACUUCUGACCGGACAAAAACCCAUCUCCUCGAUACAAUCAGAGGAAGUGAGAAGCUUGGUAAACUUUUUUCUGCUUACAAUGAAGGAGAAUUCCCUAUUUGACAUUCUUGAUCCAAUGGUAAGGAAUAAUGGUACAGAAGAAGAGAUUAUAGCAGUUGCAAAGCUAGCGAAAAGAAGCUUGAAUCUUAAUGGAAAGAAAAGGCCCACGAUGAAACAAAUUGCAAAGGAGCUGGAGAGGAUUAGAGCAUCAGAAGAAGCUAAUGCUAUUGAACAAAGUGUGGAUGAAUAUUCUGAUACAGAUGACAUGAUCGAACCUUCCGCUAUUACUUCUUGUUCAACGUCUAGGUCAAUCAUAAACGAUAGUGUAACUCUGCCAAUGGAUACAUACUCCUAGUUGGUUUCCAACAGUACUUGUUAAACUUUCUUCCUUUGGUGUCUUUUCUUUGUAAUAUAUUUGCCUGUGUGGUUUAGCUCAUCCUUGUUUUAAUUUCAAACUCUUUCUUACUUCAUUUUUUCUUCCUCUCUUUACUUUCUGCUCACCCCUUAUGGAAGGUUUCAAAUGCAUGUCUAAGACCAUCUCCUUUUCGAAUGUCAUGAUUGAUUAGAAUAAUCUUUUGACGAUGAUUAAACAUAAAUAUGAAAA